CCGGGGAGGGAAAGAUAGAGAGACAGACGAUGCUGAAGAACGUCGACGACAGCAAAUCAACGGCGAGGCCGAGAUCAAAUAGAAUGCCGUUACGGAGCAUUCCGAACUCCAACAAUGGCGUUAGACAUUUGUCCAGGUCCACCAAAACCAAGAAGAAGCUGCCGGAAAAGAAAGAACCAGAAGAAGCCGUCGUCGGCGAUAGCUCGCUUGACCGUCUCCUUCUUGUUCACUCCGACCUCUCCUCUCUCGUUCACCAGAUAGAUGAACUUGUUGUGCAAGCACUAACCAGCAAGAAGGAAGUAAAGGAAAUCAAAUCUUUUGCAGAUUUCCUGUCUGAAAUGCAAGUGUCUUUGAAGCCAUGGGUUUCUAGAUUUCAGAAAGCUCUUUCUGAUACAUCCACAAGGCCUGAAAAUACAGUGGAACAGCCACUGGAAAGUAAGGUAGUCCUAGUCCCUGCUGUUAAAGAGGAUAUGAGAAAUGUUGUUGACAGCCCUGAACAGUGUAAAUGGGAUUCUCUGGUUUGUUCAUCACCCCUGGUGUCUUGGCCUGCAGACUGCACUUCUGAAUGUGACAGGCAACUUUUUCUCCUCACUCCUUUGCCCCAAUCUAAGGGUCUUUUAUCCAAGUUCAGGGAGUCUUCUAAAUCAAUAGUUGAGAAGAUUAAACCUGACCAAAUUCCUCAGCUGCCAUUGGCUUUUGAUGCAAUGCUAGAUAUGGGUCACAAUCUGCUUGAUAGUGCAAAACCAGAGACUACAUCUAAAAGAACUGGUCAGCCUUUAUAUCACCUUGAUAUUACAGGAAAUGUGAAUGACCAGAAGCUUGGGAGUAUUGCAGUAACAGCCGUUCCAAAGGAAGUUUCUGAUAUUGCCAUGAAGAAGCCGGAGGGCAGUCUAGAUAGCAAGCUUGUUUCCCCUGAGAAAGUUUUGAGUAGACAGAACUCCAUACUCAUGACCCCGUGCUUGAAAGUUUCGCCACCCAAGUCAUGUGUUGUGCUUGAACCUGUGUCAGAAUAUCACUAUAAGGGCAAUCUUAAGCUUCAUAAGUUAACUCCAUAUCCUAGUGCACUGCAGUUUUCAAGUGAAUCUCAGGAUUCAGAAUCAUCCACCAUUCAAUCUUCAGAAAAGCUUAAUGUGAAGUAUCCUGAACUCUUUGGGAUUAAACUAGGCAAUCAGUUGGUUAACAGAUGGAAGGUGGCAGACGAAUCACCAAAAUGGUCACCCCCCAAAACAUGCGUUCUAUUGGAGCCGCCUGAAGAUGCAGCUGGAGAGUGCUUGAUUCCUGAAACAGCUCCAAAUCCUAAUCAGAAAAACUUCUUACCAAAGAGAAUUAGUACUCAAGAACUUGGUAGCAAAUGUGAACUCGUCGAAAGCACUCCCAUGAUGAAAGAACCUGAGAGCUGUAUCAAAAUCGGAAAACAUCCAGGUGAGAACACCUUGAAGAGAGAACUAUGGACCAAGUUUGAAGCAGCAUCCACACAUGCAAUAUGCUUCAAUCCACCCACUACACAGAAGAUGGCUCUGCAGAAAGGGUUUCUUGACAGAUUGGAUGAGGUUUCUUCUGAUGAAUGAAGUUCUGCAAUAGUGUGGAAGAGAUGAUCAAAUGCCUUCUGUGCUGCCAUGACUCAAACCACAAUAUGGUGCUAAUUUUGUAUUCUAUGCUACUCAUGAAAUCCAUUUUUUGAAAAUUUGCAAGAACAAGUUUCUUCUUACAAUAAUGAAAUAUGUGAAGCCUACUUUUUAAGCU
Ipomoea triloba (trilobed morning glory) is the source of this 1743-nucleotide messenger RNA. RefSeq lists its product as uncharacterized. The record is from RefSeq and is a predicted model, not a curated record. NCBI's taxonomy places the organism in Eukaryota, Viridiplantae, Streptophyta, Magnoliopsida, Solanales, Convolvulaceae. Bases 30 to 1568 code for a protein of 512 amino acids. The transcript is spliced from 4 exons.